This is a messenger RNA of Anopheles stephensi (Asian malaria mosquito), 2475 nucleotides long. RefSeq lists its product as uncharacterized. The coding region runs from base 263 to 2332 and encodes 689 amino acids. Gene Ontology annotation, molecular function: serine-type endopeptidase activity. The transcript has a single exon. The record is from RefSeq and is a predicted model, not a curated record. NCBI's taxonomy places the organism in Eukaryota, Metazoa, Arthropoda, Insecta, Diptera, Culicidae.
UCACAAACGCAUGGGGCACACACAACUACACUCAUUAAAAUAUUGAUGAGCUCAAAAGUUGAGCGCUUAUCCGAUACUUUGAUCAGUUGACGGUUGGAGCUGACGCGGAUCGGUGACGGUGUCCGGGAUAUUUGGAAGCGAAGCAGCGGACUCCUUCCAGCCGCAAGCCAAUUUGAAGUGAAAAGUUUUUGUGGUGAAGAAAAAAGUUCAACACAAGAAAAUAAUUACUGUGGCCAGUUCCGGUGAAGUGCGGUGGCAAACUAUGGCAAAAUUAAUCGGAAACUCAAUUAUAAAGUUCACUGUACAGUUCGGUUUACUGCAGUGGGCAAUCAAGGCAGGCGUUGGGCUGGCAACAAAUGAAAAUGGGGUUGUGUCUGCUAACUCCGAGGGCCGACCUCGUGCGGAAAGUCACGAGCACUUCAAGAUGAUCAACGAUUUUGAACCUUUGAGUGAGGAGCGUCUGGCGGAGCAGAGGAUUAGUGAUCGGUCCGACACGUUUACGCUCGCGAGUGAUCGUCGUAGUGUGGUGGAGUGUGGCGGAGUUUACAAACGGCUGCAGAGUGAGAUCCGGUCGCCCAGCUUCCCCAAUGACUAUCAGGGACAUUUACACUGCGAGUACACGUUCAAGUCGCCGUUCGUAUGUAGCAGUCAGUAUCACUUUCAGUUCGUCGACUUUGCGCUGGAAUCGUCGAGGAAUUGUAGCAAAGAUCGACUAGUGAUCGGGGAUGAUGAGGUCCUCUGUGGCACGGUGAUAGGUUCGAAGCUGUACAGUGCUCCCGGUGGUUUGUUGCGCAUGAAGUUCAUUACCGAUGGAUGGGGAUCGGGACGUGGAUUCCGUAUCCUUGUCACCAGACAACCGUGUGAUGAGGAUAAUGAGGCGGCGGAAUCGUCAACGGCGUACUCCGUAUUCACCACGCUCCAGGUUGCGGACGAGACGGAAUCGAGUGGUGAAGAAGCGGGAACGGAAGCACCGGGAGAUGGCAAAAUUGUGAGCAGUCGGCAAGACAUUCCGCCCGAGUUUAACCCGGGAGGUAAUGGAUAUCUACCUCCAGCAACUGUUCCAACACCGACGUACCCUUCGCCAACGUAUCCGCCACAAAGCUUCCCGUGUCCGGCGCCGUGUGCAUAUUCUCCGUGGGGAUGUUCCGCUUCCAACUACCCGCCUACGCCAAUCUACCCACCGAGGUACCCUUGUGACCCACGAGUUCAAUCGUGUCCUCCUUCCUAUCCAAACUAUCCAUCUUACCCACAGCAGCCAGUUCCAGUGCAACCUCAAAAUCCUCUCUGCCCUACAAAUCCUUGCGCUCCCGUACCAUCCGUCCCUCAAUAUCCCCAAUAUCCUCAAUAUCCUCAAUAUCCAUCCUAUUAUCCCGGAUAUCCUUCAGGAUCAUCAGACACGGAUCAGGGUACUAACUCUCUAGGCGGACCACCACCGUCAGGCUACCCAGAAAAGACGGAAACGAAGCCCGAAUUUCCCGAGCCCACGACGGAACACGUUCCGGCCAGUGUUGAGCCGGAGAACCAGGUUUCGUUUGUACCGGGCAUUGGUCCUGCCUGCUGCCGUAACGCUUUCAACCAGCGACGCUUCUAUCUGUCCAGUGCCAACUUCCCCUCACAGACGACCGUCAACCAGGACUGUGUGGUGCGGGUACAGCAGGCCUCUCCCUACAUUUGCCGGUUGGUGAUUUCGUUCAAGUUCUUCCUGCUCGGUAACGCUCAGCUCCCGGGAUGUCCGGGUGGGUUUGUUGAGAUCGAUGGACACCGUAUUUGUGGUUGCCGAAAGGGGCAAGUCUACCGGACGGCACCCUUUGGACCUUAUCCUAUCAAAACGAUUCGCAUUCACUCGCUCGCUGGUCGCUUCCCUACCGUACAGGGCUUUGUGCUGGAUGUGUAUCAGGAAGAAUGUCCUCAACGAUUCCCGCUCAAGCGUAGCGAUGGGUAUGAGCGAGACCGUACUGUUCAACAGCGCUCACCACAGCAAGACAACCGAUCUAGCUUCGAAAUGAGCCGUGUCGAGGGAAGACAGCUGGCCGUUCCGGUUCAAACCAUCCAAACGACCAACACAACUCAACAGGUUACCCAUCAGUACUACGUCUACAAUCUGGACGAUGCGAAACCAAUCACACGCCCGCCGGCCGUUCCAAUCGCGGCUGCCGAAAGUCAACAGCAGGUGCUGCAGUACCGCCCAGGGAUUCCGAUUCCGGAGAAAUUCGUUUAUCCUCCGGCCUUUGCGCAACCGGGCGGCUCGAACCGAUGCUUGUUUAGCUCGCUCGAUUGGCUUCGAUUGACGUUGGACCUGUUGUGGAUCUUUAGGCCCGUGUGCUUAGCUUGAGCGAUGCUUCUGUCCAUGGGCGCUUCCUAUCUGUACGUCAUGUUAUGUUCAAAUCGAAAUAAAUAUACAAAACAAUUACUGUAUCAUGGUUGUAUUUUCCUUUGUUAUUUAAAAUACAGGAAUUUUCCUCUACUCAAAUACAA